Messenger RNA from Zophobas morio, 2157 nucleotides. RefSeq lists its product as uncharacterized. NCBI's taxonomy places the organism in Eukaryota, Metazoa, Arthropoda, Insecta, Coleoptera, Tenebrionidae. The transcript is spliced from 2 exons. Bases 277 to 2154 code for a protein of 625 amino acids. The record is from RefSeq and is a predicted model, not a curated record.
AGUAUAGUGUGGUAUAGGUGGACAAUAUCUACAGUACAUAACAUACUAUAUUGGGUGUUCAGUGAUACAUAAUAUAUGUAGCACAUAUUUUUGUAUAGUUGACAUUCGAUCAUUUGAAGUUGUGUCAGUAGAGCCAAAGAAAAAGUUCAUUUCAAGUUGUAUCAAUAAUAGUGACUCACUCGCUUAAUUUCACAACUAGGCAACCACAGUGGCGUUUUAAUGUUACCACAGAUUUAUAACAAUUCGUGUAUGUACAGGCAACACCGGAAUUAAAUAAUGGCCACAGUUGUUGAACACUUCCUCAAUACGUUCCAAACUAUAGAAGGAACAACUAUUGCAGUUAGGCAGAAAAAUUUUUUCAAGCUCUUGCAUGAGAUUGCACCAUUGGUGAAGGACAAUGUAGAAGCACUGGAUGCCAUUACGUCAAAUUUAAAUCCUCGAACUUACCUGGAGAGCAUAUUCAGAGUGAAUUUUCUAAUUUAUUUUCGAAAAUCACAAGAAUUACUGAUUUUAUUGAAAGAAGGAAAUUAUGUUUUUGUCAGCAAAAUAGCGAAGCAAGAUUGGUUUUUCAAAGAAGUGCUUAUAGAUGUUCCAGCAGAUCAACUGGUAAAUGAAAUUUUACCAUGCAUGUCUUUUUCGGUUCGUAUGAAAAUACUGAGGAAGUUAAGUAGAUUUUCACAGAGUGAGAAGUUUGAUGAAAUUUUUGAUGCUCUUGUUACUCGAUAUGGAAUUUAUUUAGCAUCACCGUUCAUUAUUGGGUGUAGUCCUGAAAAAAUAAGACAAAUUUUACUUGAUUAUCCUGCUAAAUUGACAUCAAAACAGUUGAAAAUUUUGUAUUCAAAGGACCCGCAGCUCAUAGAUUUUUACUUUACUGCUACCAACACUUCUAGUCAUAUAUAUGGAUAUACAAACCUGAUAAAGUUUCUUUAUUUUAACGAUCAUGCCUUGUUUGAUAUUCUAAAAAAUAAGUAUAAUAUAUCAAUGCUCAUACGCCUUGGUCGAAGAGCUACAAAAAAGUUUGUAAUGCUUAAAAAAGAUGAAAUAAUCAAGAAUCCUUACAAAUUUGAUUACAUAAAUAUCAAAGCCGUUUUCAGAAAAAUUGGUAGAGAUUCUGUGCAACUCUUUAGAAAUGCCCUGCCUGAGCAAUUCCCAGGUUGCCUCAUUGAUAGCAUUUGGCCGUUUAACAGUUUCCCUGAAAAGUACCAUUAUAGUUUGUUUAUAAAAAUCUUUCAGGAUCACUACAAGAUAAGAUUAGUUGAUUAUCCUAACAUAAUUAGCGAGAAACUUCUAAAACUUAUACCUGACAACGUGGAACGGUCAGCUUUAGCAAAAGUUUUAGUAGACACAGGUCACGAUGAGUACCUCAAGUACUUACUUAUUGAAGAUUCCGUUCCAUUAAUCAAAGAAAUAAUUAAUGUAACGUCAGAUAUUGAAGAAAGGGGUAAAUUAAUAAAAUACUUAAUUGAAACAUGUCAUAUUAACAACAGCAUAGACGCUUUAUUGGAAGUUAUGAAAUAUUUUUGUUUUAGACAUAAAAAUGAUGAUUUAGAUGUACAUUUGCAAUUUAUAAAUAACAUCGAACGCCAUUUUGAUUUUAGAAAAUUCACUGAAGAGAUGUGGGCUACUUUAAAUGAGUUUUUGGCCAUUCACAUGUUGAAAUUUGAUGAAUGUCAAUCCACGUACGAAAAAAUACAAACAAUGCCUUUAGCUAGUAUUAAUUUGGGAAUUUCUGUUUCCCAGAGGUUGUCUUAUUUGGAGUUUUUGUUCAAAAAGAACAUGGCGAUCGAUGAGCUAAUUAAAGAAUACUUCACUACUUACCUUGAGUUCCCCAAAUACAGAGAUUACGAUAAAGAUUUUGAAAAAUAUUUCUUGCUUUUCUGUAUAAACAAUAUUCAUGAGACCGAUAGAUCCGAAAAUUUUAAGUAUUUGUUAAUUUGUGAAAUAAAUAGAUGGAAUAGUGCGUACAAAGAGGAUCAGCUUUCACUUUAUGAUUUUCCAAUAUUAGUUCACACUUUUAACAGUAUUAUUAGGAGUAAGCAGAUGAAGCAAUAUCCUUGCGUAUUUGAUGCCUUCCGCAUGAAAAUUUUUACUCAGAAGAAAAUAUUUACAGAAAUGAAUAUAUGCAAAUUUAUUGGGAGGGUCAUGAAAAGUUAACAA